AUGCGCAGUACUUUCAUCACUGAAAGCAUCCUGGGCCAUGCGCAUCAAGAGUUUAUAUGCCUCCGUCCGUCUUGGGUGCUUUCUGUACUUGUACCCUUCGAGUGGUACUCCACAGAUCUGCACAGCGUGAAAGAGAGUAUCAGUUCGCUCACCUACGCGGCCAGACAGCCCCUAUCGAUCCCCCCUAGGCGAGGUGCACGCUUUCGUCCCGUCAUGAACAAAGAUACAACAAGUCCAUCAGCAGCUGUCCUGCGCAGCGUAGCUUCCUCUGUGGCUCUCGACCUGGCCCAUGCCCCCCUGAAAAGCAAGCACCACGACCGUCUUACCAACCUCACCAAGCAGCACAUCGCUUUGGAGAAGUCGAUGACCCUCACCUCAGAAAUGGUUACCAAGGCAUUGGGCCAUGCUGACCAACUCAUUCGCGAGGCCAGGAAUUGGCAUGCGAUUGCGGAGGAAGGUCUGGGUCUCACUACGGAUGUUGAACAGUCCAUGAGUCGUAUUGCGGGCGUGGACAUGAACGCUCUCCUUACGUCCUCGGAACGUGCCGAACCAUGA
Messenger RNA from Chondrus crispus (carragheen), 555 nucleotides. RefSeq lists its product as hypothetical. The record is from RefSeq and is a predicted model, not a curated record. The coding region runs from base 1 to 555 and encodes 184 amino acids. Lineage: Eukaryota; Rhodophyta; Florideophyceae; Gigartinales; Gigartinaceae. The transcript has a single exon.